AUGAGCAGUUCCUCUCGUCGCAACCCUCCUCGUUCCUCUUCCUCUCGCCCCAAUCCUCCUUGCUCUUCACGCCCUGCGUCGUCACUAUCUCCCCCCAGAUCCAUGGAUUUCCGCUCCCGCUCCCCAUCCCCGGCUCCUUCUUCAGACCCAGGGUCCCCCACCGACAGGCAGGAUGAGCUUGAAGCCGCGCUAAUUGCUGCUCGCACUGUGCCAAAACUGGUCUUGGACCCUCCAACUUCUCCGAAGACAGGCUCACGGCGCCCACGCCUCCCCACUUCCCCUCCACAGAUGUUAGAUUCUGAGGUUGCCUCACCCUCUCGCCCAUCUGCAAAGCGUCCACGAGGUGGCAGCGCGGCUAAGAAAGGGAAAGGGAAAGAGAAAGCUCCAAUCAAACCCGAGCCUGCUAAGAAGCUCUAUCCGUUAUCUCACUUGCCAAAACCAGCUCCCAGUUUCUGGGCUUCUUUGGCGGCUUCCUCUGCUUCCUCCGCUUCGGCGUUUAGUGGAUCACCUUCAAUCUCCUCACCCUCAGUCUCUCCGGCUCCAGCCCUUCCUUCUCCAGCCUUUCCUUCCAUCCCCGCCAUUCCUUCCCCUCUGCUCUCAGCCUUUUCGGGACCUACGGCCUUUGCACCCGCACCGUCUCCAUCACCAGCGGCCCCUUCAUCAUCAGCACCUUCAGCAGCUCCUUCAUCAGCACCUCCAGCAGCUCCUUCAUCAACUCCCACCGUCGUCAGCUCGGCCCCUCCCCUAUCAGCAGACCAGGUUCUAUCUAUUCUCCAGCAUCCUCUGUUCAAUGCCUUGCUGGCCAAUCAUCCAGCGGCAGUUCCUGGACUUGACCUCCUUCCUGCUCCUUCGGUGGGCCUUAAAGCAUGUGUUCACGGUCUUCCACCUGCGGACCCGGCUAUGCAACUAGAUCCAAAUAAUCUAAUCGACCAUGGCCUGGUAGUCCAUAUCCUAAAGGAAGGCUGGCAGACUUAUUUUCCAAUUAAUAGUCUGUUGGCUGACCUAACCCGCGCUGUCUUCUUACUUGAGGGUCUUAUAUAA
Messenger RNA from Suillus clintonianus, 1041 nucleotides. RefSeq lists its product as uncharacterized. Bases 1 to 1041 code for a protein of 346 amino acids. The transcript is spliced from 2 exons. The record is from RefSeq and is a predicted model, not a curated record. NCBI's taxonomy places the organism in Eukaryota, Fungi, Basidiomycota, Agaricomycetes, Boletales, Suillaceae.